This is a messenger RNA of Prosopis cineraria, 1050 nucleotides long. RefSeq names its product probable calcium-binding protein CML32. Gene Ontology annotation, molecular function: calcium ion binding. The record is from RefSeq and is a predicted model, not a curated record. NCBI's taxonomy places the organism in Eukaryota, Viridiplantae, Streptophyta, Magnoliopsida, Fabales, Fabaceae.
CUUCACACUCACACCAUCCCGCUUUUAAUUUUAUGUGCCUAUCCCGCUCAAACCUUCUUCAACAUAUAUCCCUUCCAUCAUCUUGAUUCCUGGAUAACAAAUUGUUCUCAACGCGUGAUCAGAUUCCACAGGAUGAGAUAUAGAUAACAACUACGUAAUCAGAUUCCAUCACCUUUCCUUAAAAUAUCAUUAUAGGAGCGGCUACGGGAACCCAAGAGCUUUUUAUAAAUAAAGCCAUCUGAUCUCACUGAUCCAAGUACCAGCCAUCUUCAACACAACAAUUAAAGAGACGAUGUCGAACAUGAGUUUCCUCAAAUUUCAACAUGGUUCUCAUGGAAGUCGUCAUCUUCCCCACGAAAACACACCCACCAUAAACAGCAGCUUCAAGACAGCAUCAAGCCGACAGACUCGGGACUCUUCUUCGUCGGGAUGGAGCGUGCAGCCAAAGUCAGAGGAGCUAAGAUGGGUGUUUGCUAAAUAUGACACCAACAAAGACGGCAAGAUAUCCCAGGAAGAGUACAAGGCUGCCAUGAAGGCAAUAAACAAGAGUAUCUCCAACGAAGAGGCAGAGAAAUCAUUUCAGAUGAUGGACUCUGACGGAGAUGGUUUCAUCGACUUUAAGGAGUUCCUGGAGAUGUACAGUGGAGGAGGGAAAGUGAAAGAGAGCGAGUUGAGGAGUGCAUUUCAGGUAUUUGAUUUGGACGGUGACGGGAAGAUCAGUGCAGAGGAGCUGUGUCGAGUUCUGAAAAGGCUGGGAGAGUCCAGCAGCAUGAGCGCCUGCAUACAAAUGGUGAAGGGCGUGGAUGGAGAUGGUGAUGGUUAUAUAGACUUUGAGGAGUUCAACAUGAUGACUAGCGGCAGAAAACUCAUCUAACUCUGUCUGGAAGAUCAUCGCACGUCUUGUUAAAUUUGCGUGUUCCACUUUUUUAUUUUGUCUUGGUUGGGCUUUCGUUUACCUAGAUGUCUGACACGUACUGUGUUUAUAAAACUCAAAAUAAAAAUCUACACCGUUGCCCAGUUGAAUAACAAUAACAGUCUCACAAAACACAA